This is a messenger RNA of Vombatus ursinus (common wombat), 2196 nucleotides long. It is a transcript of the gene BRSK2, whose product is annotated as BR serine/threonine kinase 2. Gene Ontology annotation, molecular function: ATP binding; protein serine/threonine kinase activity; tau-protein kinase activity. Gene Ontology annotation, cellular component: cytoplasm. Bases 1 to 2196 code for a protein of 731 amino acids. Gene Ontology annotation, biological process: protein phosphorylation; microtubule cytoskeleton organization; intracellular signal transduction. The record is from RefSeq and is a predicted model, not a curated record. The transcript is spliced from 20 exons. Lineage: Eukaryota; Metazoa; Chordata; Mammalia; Diprotodontia; Vombatidae.
AUGACAUCAACAGGGAAAGAGGGCAGCGGGGCGCAGCACGCGCAGUAUGUGGGACCCUACCGCCUGGAGAAGACGCUGGGCAAAGGACAGACAGGGCUUGUGAAGUUGGGGGUUCACUGCGUCACCUGCCAAAAGGUCGCGAUCAAAAUUGUGAACCGAGAGAAGCUCAGCGAGUCAGUGCUGAUGAAGGUGGAGCGGGAGAUCGCCAUCCUGAAGCUCAUAGAACACCCACAUGUUUUAAAGCUGCACGACGUUUAUGAAAAUAAAAAAUAUUUAUACUUGGUGCUAGAACAUGUAUCAGGUGGUGAGCUCUUCGACUAUCUUGUGAAGAAGGGGAGGCUGACGCCCAAGGAAGCCCGCAAGUUCUUCCGACAAAUCAUCUCUGCUCUUGACUUCUGCCACAGCCACUCAAUAUGCCACAGGGACCUGAAACCCGAAAACCUUCUGCUGGACGAAAGGAACAACAUCAGAAUAGCCGAUUUCGGGAUGGCGUCACUGCAGGUUGGGGACAGCUUAUUAGAAACCAGCUGCGGGUCACCUCAUUAUGCCUGCCCCGAGGUGAUCCGGGGUGAGAAAUACGAUGGCAGGAAAGCAGAUGUAUGGAGCUGUGGGGUCAUUCUAUUCGCCUUGUUGGUGGGGGCUUUGCCUUUCGACGAUGACAACCUUCGGCAGCUCCUGGAGAAGGUGAAGCGAGGGGUGUUCCACAUGCCACACUUCAUCCCGCCAGACUGUCAGAACCUGCUGCGGGGCAUGAUUGAAGUUGAUGCCUCCAAAAGACUGACGCUAGAACACAUUCAGAAACACAUAUGGUAUAUAGGGGGCAAGAAUGAGCCGGAGCCAGAGCAGCCCAUCCCCCGAAAGGUGCAGAUUCGAUCCCUUCCAUCCCUGGAGGACAUCGACCCUGAUGUACUGGACAGCAUGCAUUCUCUAGGCUGCUUCCGAGACAGAAAUAAACUCUUACAGGACCUCUUGUCAGAAGAGGAAAAUCAAGAAAAAAUGAUCUAUUUUCUCCUUCUUGAUCGGAAAGAAAGGUAUCCCAGCCACGAGGAUGAAGACCUCCCCCCUCGGAAUGAGAUAGACCCCCCCAGGAAGCGUGUGGAUUCCCCAAUGUUGAAUAGACAUGGAAAGCGGAGGCCUGAGAGGAAGUCCAUGGAGGUCCUCAGCGUGACGGAUGGCGGCUCCCCGGUCCCUGCCCGCCGAGCCAUUGAGAUGGCCCAGCAUGGCCAGAGGUCCCGGUCAAUCAGCGGCGCAUCAUCGGGUCUCUCCACCAGCCCUCUUAGCAGUCCGAGGGUGACCCCUCACCCCUCUCCAAGGGGCAGCCCCCUCCCUACCCCCAAGGGAACGCCCGUCCACACGCCAAAGGAGAGCCCGGCAGGCACGCCCAACCCCACCCCACCGUCCAGCCCCAGCAUCGGAGGGAUGCCCUGGAGGACGCGGCUCAAUUCCAUCAAAAACAGCUUCCUGGGGUCUCCUCGAUUCCACAGGCGGAAACUGCAGGUACCUACACCGGAGGAGAUGUCCAACCUGACCCCAGAAUCAUCCCCAGAGCUCGCCAAAAAGUCUUGGUUUGGUAACUUUAUCAACUUGGAGAAAGAAGAGCAAAUCUUUGUGGUCAUCAAAGACAAGCCGCUGAGCUCCAUCAAAGCUGACAUUGUGCAUGCCUUCCUCUCGAUCCCCAGUCUCAGCCACAGUGUCAUCUCUCAGACGAGCUUCCGCGCAGAGUACAAGUCAACGGGAGGGCCAGCUGUCUUCCAGAAGCCAGUCAAGUUUCAGGUGGACAUCACCUACACGGAAGGCGGAGAGGCGCAGAAGGAGAAUGGCAUCUACUCAGUCACUUUCACACUUUUGUCAGGUCCAAGCCGUCGCUUUAAGAGGGUGGUGGAGACCAUUCAGGCCCAGUUGUUAAGCACACAUGACCAGCCAUCUGUCCAGCAAUUAUCAGACACCACUAACUGUAUGGAAUUGAUGACGGGGAGGCUUUCCAAAUGUGGCAGCCCAUUGAGUAACUUCUUUGACGUAAUUAAACAACUUUUUUCAGACGAGAAGAAUGGGCAGGUGGCCCACCCCCCCGGCACGCCAACCAAGUCUAGCGCCCACAGCCAGCGGAGAGAGGCCGAGGCGCCUGCCGCCAAGUAUCCAGGCGGCAGAGACAAGGCAAAGUCGGCCGCACCAGCCGCCACCCAAGAGCAACCCUAG